GCCGCCGCUGUGGGAGAGGCAGCCUGUCAGUCUCCGAGCUAAAGGCUGUGCUGCGUGCGCUGCUCCCCGGCUUUUGUCUCACAGCAGCUCCACGCUCACGUCGUCAGUCGAAAUGAAACGAGUCUGGCUCCCAGCGCUGCUUUUCGCCCUCUUAGCCUUCGCUGCUGUGAAGGCAGAGGAUGAACUUGACGUAGAUGGCGUAGUAGAGGAGGACCUGGGUAAAAGCAGGGAUGGCUCCAGGACAGAUGAUGAGGUGGUGCAGAGAGAGGAGGAGGCUAUCCAGCUGGAUGGGCUGAAUGCAGCUCAGAUUAAGGAUAUAAGAGACAAGUCAGAAAAACACGUCUUCCAGGCGGAAGUCAACCGCAUGAUGAAGCUGAUUAUCAACUCCCUCUACAAGAACAAGGAGAUUUUCCUUAGGGAGCUGAUUUCAAAUGCCUCAGAUGCUUUAGAUAAGAUUCGCCUGAUGUCUCUCACCAAUGAAGAUGCAAUGGCCUCCAAUGAAGAGCUGACCAUCAAAAUAAAAUCUGAUAAAGAGAAGAACAUGCUACACAUAACUGACACUGGCGUUGGAAUGACCAAAGAAGAGCUGGUGAAGAACUUGGGCACCAUCGCCAAGUCCGGCACCAGCGAGUUCCUCAGCAAGAUGACAGAUUCGCAGUCUGAGGCAGAGUCCAGCUCAGAGCUGAUUGGACAGUUUGGUGUGGGUUUCUACUCGGCUUUCCUUGUUGCUGACAAGGUCAUUGUGACAACAAAGCACAACAACGGCACUCAGCACAUCUGGGAAUCUGACUCCAACGAGUUUUCCGUCGUCGAGGACCCCCGCGGGGACACGCUCGGCAGAGGAACCACCAUCACCCUCGUCCUGAAAGAGGAGGCCUCAGACUAUCUGGAGCUUGAGACCAUCAAGAACCUCAUCAGGAAAUACUCUCAGUUCAUCAACUUCCCCAUCUACCUUUGGGCCAGCAAGACUGAGACAGUUGAGGAGCCCAUCGAGGAAGAUGCUGAGGCAACAGAUGAACCAGAGAAAGAGACACCCGAAGAGGAGGCUGAGGUAGAAGAGGAGGAAGAGGACAAAGACAAACCAAAGACAAAGAAGGUUGAGAAGACCGUGUGGGACUGGGAGCUGAUGAAUGAUAUCAAACCCAUCUGGCAGAGACAAGCUAAGGAGGUUGAGGAGGAUGAAUACAAAGCUUUCUACAAGACCUUCUCUAAGGACACUGAAGACCCUCUGGCUCACAUCCACUUCACAGCUGAGGGUGAGGUCACCUUUAAGUCAAUCCUCUUUGUGCCAACUGCAGCUCCCCGCGGCCUGUUUGACGAGUACGGCUCCAAGAAGAACGACUACAUUAAGCUAUUUGUCAGAAGAGUUUUCAUCACAGACGAUUUCAACGACAUGAUGCCCAAGUACCUGAACUUCGUCAAGGGAGUGGUUGACUCUGAUGACCUCCCCCUGAAUGUGUCCAGAGAGACUCUGCAGCAGCACAAACUGCUCAAGGUGAUUCGUAAGAAACUGGUGCGUAAGACUUUGGACAUGAUCAAGAAGAUCGCAGAGGACACGUACAAUGAGAAGUUCUGGAAGGAGUUUGGAACCAACAUCAAGCUGGGUGUCAUUGAGGAUCACUCCAACAGGACCCGACUGGCCAAACUGCUGCGUUUCCAGACCUCCAACAGUGAGACAGUCCAGGCCAGCCUGGAGGAGUAUGUUGAGCGCAUGAAGGAGAAGCAGGACAAGAUCUACUUCAUGGCUGGAACCAGCAGGAAAGAGGCUGAGGCUUCUCCUUUCGUCGAGAGGCUGCUGAAAAAGGGGUACGAGGUUAUUUACCUGACUGAGCCUGUGGAUGAGUACUGCGUUCAGGCGCUGCCCGAGUUUGAUGGAAAACGUUUCCAGAACGUGGCAAAGGAGGGCAUCAAAUUCGACGAGAGCGAUAUGGCCAAGGAAAAGCGGGAGACCCUGGAGAAGAGCUUCGAGCCUCUUACUACCUGGCUGAAGGACAAGGCCCUGAAGGACAAGAUUGAGAAGGCCGUCCUCUCUCAGAGGCUGACCAACUCACCCUGCGCUCUGGUUGCCAGUCAGUACGGCUGGUCAGGAAACAUGGAGAGGAUCAUGAAGGCACAAGCGUACCAGACAGGAAAAGACAUUUCCACAAACUAUUACGCCAGCCAGAAGAAAACAUUAGAAAUCAACCCUAAACACCCUCUCAUCAAGCAGAUGCUCAACAGAGUCAAUGAUGACGCUGAGGACCAGACUGCAUCAGAUCUGGCCGUGGUUCUGUUUGAGACGGCCACGCUGCGCUCAGGCUACCAGCUGGUGGACACAAAGUCUUACGGAGACAGGAUAGAGCGCAUGCUUCGACUCAGCAUGAAUGUACCUCUGGAUGAACAGGUUGAAGAAGAACCAGAGGAGGAGCCAGAGGAGGAGCCAGAGGAGGAGCCAGAGGAGGAGCCAGCGGAGGACGACUCUGAAGAUAAAGAUGAAAUCGUAGACGACGAUGACGAUGAAGAAACGACAAAAUCUGACAAAGAUGAACUGUGAAGCACUGAAUGGAAGAGCGCUUUAACAAUGGAGCUGGACAGUUUCUCCAGUGCCAUUGUGGUCGUUAUCCUGGGAGGGGUCCUUGAGGUUUGGGUUUUUUAAGGGAGGGCGUUGUUUGUUUGUUUGUUUUUUUUAUUUUACAUUCCUCAUGACUGUAAAUUUGUUAAUAUUUAACUGACUUGUUUAUGGAAAGAUGCGAUCCUGUCUCUUGAUCGAAUAAAUAUCUCCUGGAAAAAGGAGCAACAGUUUUUUCUUUUUUGUGUGUGAAAUGCGCUGUAGGUGAACAACCUGAUUGGAAGUGCAGAUGACAUGUUUUAAGAAGUAAAGCCAGAGCAAGCAACGUUGCUGUCAAUCAAAAGCAACAUCAGAUGAUCACAAACCCUAGAGAUCAAAUCAUUGUUUUCAGAUUGCAAAAUCAAUAAAAUGCUGAGGGUAAUAGGCUGUAAAAUCUUACACAGGAAGGAAGCGGUUUCUUGGUUAUGGGUUUAUUCUGUGGAAAUGAUUGCUUUGAAAUAUUCUCUUAUAUUUAAAUCAUUGCAUAUCCUACACGUCUUUUUGCCAGGGGUUAUUGUAUAUAAAAACCAUUCAUAAACAAGCGAUUGAAAUUACAUCUAAAUCUGCUCCAGUACUUCUUCAAACUUCAAUUAUCAUUUGUCACAAUAAUCAACGCCAAGUUAGGAUAGACAUGUUUGCACCACGUCAGUCCACCACUACAUGCACCUGUGUUACCCUGACAACAGACACAUUCAGCCUUAAUGUUGGGUUCAGGUGGUUCAUUAUUUCUGAUGGUACCAUGGGCUGUCCAGCCGGGCAGCUGGACCACUGCUGUACGUCUAUCUGCAGCGGCUACGUAACUACACAAGAGCAGGAAGAGAAAAGCUAUAAUUGUGGAAGAAAAACAGGACAAAGUUUUAUUUUAUAUUUUACUGUGGUAUGUUUUCUUGUUGCACUUCAGCUUUACACCUUUGCAGAAUCAGAUAUAUUGUGUUAACAGAUCAUGUUAACUUGCCAUCACUUUAAAAAAUGAUAAAAGAAACUAUCAUCAAAACUAACCCUAUAUGCAUCUGGGAAUUGUUAGGGUCAUUGUUGUCACAGGUAAUCAUGAAUACAAUGUGUACUGCAUGGUUGUUGCAUCAACCACAUCAGCAGCAUCUAUGUGGCUUGGUAUCACCUCUGAAAUCUGAUAUAUUGUAUCGACUUAGUAUCUACUGUUCAGUGGGAGCUACUGCUGUUAAACUUAGAAUGUUUGCAAAGGUUUUUGCAACAAAGUAUGAUAUUUUUGUACUAUUUAAAAUGUCCAAAAUGUGUGAUACAGGCAUCUUAAAAUAUACCUAUAACUGUUUUUAAUUCAAGUCAUUCUAUGGUUGCAUAGUUCACGGAAUAAUAAAAAUUGCCACCAGCCAAA
Molecule: messenger RNA, 3938 nt
Organism: Pleuronectes platessa (European plaice)
Lineage: Eukaryota; Metazoa; Chordata; Actinopteri; Pleuronectiformes; Pleuronectidae
Gene: hsp90b1
Product: heat shock protein 90, beta (grp94), member 1
Exons: 18
Coding region: 113-2533 (806 amino acids)
Biological process (GO): protein folding
Molecular function (GO): ATP binding; ATP-dependent protein folding chaperone; ATP hydrolysis activity
Source: RefSeq, a predicted model, not a curated record